AUGGAGAAAAACACUCUGGGUGCUGGCGGCUCACAUAAUCUGCGGGAUGGCCAGUACCAGUAUGAGCCGCUGAUCGCAGAGGACGCAGUACGCAUCCUGGUUCUGGAGGCAGCCGACGAUUUUGAGUCACCGCUUCGUUGUUCCAUUAUCCAACGCGGGCGAGAUUCCCAGUCACGCAGUGCGAGUGGUUGCGAGUACUCGGCUGUGUCGUACACAUGGGGUGACUGUGAGCUCUCCCAUCAGCUGUUCGUCAGACACGACGCUCAGUCAUGGCACUGUCUUCACAUCACAGCAAGCGUCGACUCACUGCUUCGUCAUCUUCGGGUGUCAUAUAAGCCAAAGCUUUUAUGGAUUGAUGCCAUAUGUCUCAACCAAAAGGACGAGACUGAAAAGACUCAGCAGAUUCCCCUGAUGGGACGCCUUUACAGCGACGCGAAACGGGUUCAUAUAUGGCUGGGCGAUACCGAAGUCGAAGAGGCCGCUCGAGCAUUUGCUAUCUUCCGUUCCAUCGAGCGUGAGCAGGAACCGAAGUUUGACGAGGCAGAGAGAAUGUGCCUGGCCGAAUUCUUCACACGACCAUGGUUUAAGAGACGCUGGAUCAUACAGGAGGCAGUCUUCUCGCAUGAUGCUAUAUUCCGUCGCGGAUCCCAUACAUUGAGCCUUUCGCGGGUGAUGCUCGUUCUGAGGAAGACCUAUGGCGUCGGGGAUGAUGCCCUGAUGGCAUAUGGCUCGCGAAUGCUCUUGUCAAGCGACGGCCUCGCCAACAUGCUUCGCAGGCGGGACCAAGCAGCCGACAAGCCCUGGAGAGAUAUGUCAUCCUACAUGAAGGAGAUUGACAAAGUAGUGCAAGCCCACCGAGUCAAUCCCGCUGCCUUGAGCGCUGCACACGAGAUGGUCAUCCAAGAUAUCAGCUCCAGCCUGCGCCAUGCAGCAAUAUUGGAGAUCCAGACGAUGGCGGGAUCCUACUGGGCGACUGGACCGCCGAAUUCGCGUGUUGGCGACUGGGUUGUACCGAUGAUGUUCAGAGGGGCAAGCCAAUUUGUACCAAUAAUGUGUCUCAGGCCGAUCAACUUGACGAAAGCCGAGGAGCCGCGGCAGAUCCCUUCUACCACUGAUAUGAACCAACGCUGUCUACGCUUCUUCUCGAGCGGAAGCAUCGCGGAAGUUGGUUGUCUGCAUGUUAUUGCGAGGUUCGUUGGGCCUGCGAGCCGUGAUAAGGAGCGACGUUAUACGCUCGGCACCGGGGCAGACAAUGAGAUCAUGCUGGAUAUAAUAAUGCGGGCUAAUGAAGUGGCCAGGGGCAAAGGUCUACCAGGUCCUAUUGUCUUCGACAUCGUCUGA
Diaporthe citri is the source of this 1341-nucleotide messenger RNA. RefSeq lists its product as uncharacterized. Lineage: Eukaryota; Fungi; Ascomycota; Sordariomycetes; Diaporthales; Diaporthaceae. Bases 1 to 1341 code for a protein of 446 amino acids. The transcript has 2 exons. The record is from RefSeq and is a predicted model, not a curated record.